Onychostruthus taczanowskii (white-rumped snowfinch) is the source of this 7731-nucleotide messenger RNA. RefSeq names its product zinc finger protein 800 (gene ZNF800). NCBI's taxonomy places the organism in Eukaryota, Metazoa, Chordata, Aves, Passeriformes, Passeridae. The record is from RefSeq and is a predicted model, not a curated record. Bases 120 to 2639 code for a protein of 839 amino acids. The transcript has 8 exons.
CGCCGCUCUGGCGGGACAGGGGCGAAUAAAGUUUAAUUCGGGGAGGGGGAAGCCGCCCGUCCUCUCCAGCAGAAACGGGCUGCUGGAUGUAGAAGGAAAGUAGGUCGUGCGCACGGAAAAUGCCUCUAAGGGACAAGUGUUGUCAGACUGACCACCAUCACCAUGGAUGCUGUGAACCAGUGCGUCUCUUGGAACCUGGUGAUCCUCCGUUAUUGCAGCAGCCUCUGCAAACAUCAAAAUCUGGUAUUCAGCAAAUCAUUGAGUGUUUUCGAUCAGGAACGAAACAACUUAAACAUAUCUUGUUAAGAGAUGUGGACACCAUUUUUGAGUGUAAAUUGUGCCGGAGUCUCUUCAGAGGAUUACCAAAUUUAAUUACUCAUAAAAAGUUUUAUUGUCCUCCAAGUCUUCAGAUGGAUGAUAACCUCCCAGAUACAAAAGAUAAGCAGAGUCAAGCCAUAAAUGACCUUCUUGAAGCAAUCUAUCCAAGGGUAGAUAAGCAAGAAUAUAUCAUCACGUUGGAACCUAUAGAAACCAAUCAAAAUGCUGUGUUUCAAUAUGUGUCAAGGACUGAUAGCCCAGACGAGAACACAGAAAGUAGCCAUACCCCUGAUCAAGCUCCAGUACAAAUCCAGGAACCCAGCACUGAGCAGCCCAAGACUGUUUCAGCUCCAGCCCUGGUCCCAGCUGGGGAUACUGUAGAAUUACCUCCUGCUGAUCCUGUUACAAACAAGGUGAUAUCUACUCCCGACGAACAGCCACCAGCAGUAAAUCCUGACUUGGACUCUCUGGAUAAUUCUGAUUAUGGCCACCAGUUGAUUUGUUGCCUCUGUAGGAAGGAAUUUCAUUCAAGACGCAGUGUACGCCGGCACAUUCGAAAAGUACACAAAAAAAAGAUGGAAGAACUAAAGAAGUAUAUAGAAACAAAAAAGAAAACAAACCAGUGCUCUGCAAGAGGACGAAAUAAGAAUGUUCUUGUCACAUUAGGUAGAAGUUGUCCUGUGUGUUAUAAAUCAUUUGCCACAAAAGCCAAUGUAAGGAGGCAUUUUGAUGAAGUUCAUAGAGGAUUAAGAAGGGAUUCCAUUACUCCUGAUAUAGCUACAAAGCCUGGGCAACCUUUGUUCUUGGAUACAGUUUCUCCUAAAAAAUCUCUUAAGACCAGAAAACAAAAGUCGUCUUCAAAGGCUGAAUACAAUUUAAGUGCAUGCAAAUGCCUUCUGUGCAAGAGAAAGUAUAGUUCACAGAUAAUGCUGAAAAGGCAUAUGCAAAUUGUUCACAAGAUAACUCUUUCUGGAAAGAACUCUAAAAGAGAGAAAGGACCCAACAAUACUACCAAUGGCACAGAAAUACAAGUUGAACCAGCAGAUUCUGUAGAACCUUCACCCCCUUCCAUUGUGCUUUCUCCACAGAAUGAAUUAAAGGGAACAAAUCAUCAAAAUGAGAAAAAGAACACACCGUCAGCACAAAAAAAUAAGGUUAAACAGGACCCUGAAAACCCUAAAUCAACUUCUAAAUCAACCACUAAAUCAACCUGCAAAUCAACCACUAAAUCAACCCCUAAAUCAACCAAUGCAUCUGCUGCAGGUGGCCAGCAAAAGGCCAGGAAGCCAAAACUUUCAGCUGGCUUUGACUUCAAGCAGCUUUACUGUAAACUCUGUAAGCGCCAAUUUACGUCUAAACAGAAUUUAACAAAGCACAUUGAAUUACACACAGAUGGAAAUAAUAUUUAUGUUAAGUACUACAGGUGUCCACUCUGCUCUUACGAAACGCGUCGCAAGCGCGAUGUGAUCCGACACAUAACUGUGGUUCAUAAAAAGUCACCGCGCUACCUUGGGAAAAUAACGGCGAGUUUGGAAAUAAGAGCAAUAAAGAAGCCAAUUGAUCUUGUUCUAAAUAAGGUGACAAAAAGAGGCUCUCAGAAGGAUGAAACAAAACAGAUUGGUUCAAAACAGGAUGUCACCUCUAAUUCUCCCAAUAAAAAGUAUGAAGGAGCUGAUGUUGGCAUUGAAGUAAAAGUAACAAAAAACUUUUCUCUGCACCGAUGCAAUAAAUGUGGGAAAGCAUUUGCCAGAAAAGCUUUUCUAGAACAUCAUAAGAAAACCCACAAAGCAAACGUAUCUCAUUCACCUGAAGAAAGUAAAACCAAAGGCAGAAGUACAAGAUCUAAAGCUCUUGUCUGCCUUGAAUUUGGUUUGACCUACUGCAGCAAGGAUCUUUGGUGUGUCUUCCACAGCCCAUUUUGUAUCAGCUCUGGAACUGUGUGUGUCAUCUGGCUUGGGAAUAUAUUUGCUGUGACUACACUUGCCAUGGGGUUUGCCAAGCUAAACAGAAACUGGCAAAAGCCUUCUCCAUCCUGUGUCCAAAACAAACAGCCUGCUGUGCUAGUUCAUGGGAUACAGCUGUAUUGCAUGGAGAAACCUGGACCCAAGUGGACCUCCUUCUGGAAAUCUUCUAAAGAAUAUGGAUGUGCUGUACACCAGCACAAGCUUGCUUCAAUUUCAGAUUCCUCUGUGGAAGGUGUUGUGCAAGAUUUUCAUGGCCCCUGUGGGCUUGCAGGAAGAAAAACUCAUCUGCUGAAUCCGGGUAAAACCCUGUUUCCAAUUAAGUUUUGUGUCGAUAUUUCCUUUCCCCAGACUAUGUGAGGCUGCAGAGCUCCUCUAUUUCAGCUGUGUGAGUACCAAUAUAUCUGUGCUGGCAGUGAUCUAGAUUAGGCAGAGGCUGGAUUUAGGUGGAAGGGAUCAGAUAAGAUGCCCACACUGGCACAGACACUUAUGGCUGUGUAAUCAGAGCACACACAGCCCACCUGUGUGACCCAAUACCUGCUGAGACCCUCCAGCUGGACUGUGCUCCUGCACUGAGAGGCUGGGUGUGCCCAUGCAUGGGCCUGGGUGCUGGUGUGAGACUCUGCUUUCCUCCUCCUUCCCAAGCUCUGGAGGAGAGGCAGCCCCUUUACAUGAAGAGGCAGAGAAACCAAAGCUCAGAGCAGGAGCAUCUGAGCUGUCUGUUCCGAGGUUAUGGAGAAGGGGCACUCUGAGGGCAGUGAGGUCUAGUCUAAAGAAAAUACACCCUUGUCAGUCUCCUGAGACUCCCUCUGUCAUCACUGGAGAGAGACUGUGACAUAUAUAAGUCCAUGAACCGCCUUUUUAAAGUCACCUGUUUCAGGAUGAAGUGGGUUGGUGUUUAUAUGCCUAAUCCAAUGGGGCAUGUGAAUCUUGGCUCCUGGGCGUCCUGGAGGAUCACUUGUGAGCUCCAAAACUUGUCACAAAUCAUUCAGCUUAAUGAUAAAUACAUUUAGCAUCUCAUCACCUGUGACCUACAAACCCCAGCCUGAAAACCACUGGUGUAACCAACACAUGUUAGUUAGAUGUUGUGAAACCUGUUAUUUUGUAAUAUGGACAAGCUCAUUCAAUGUGUGCUAAAGCUACUGAAGUUUGUUUUUGCUCAUUGCUUCAUGUGUUUGAAAUUUCAAACAAGAGUCUGUGCUACGGUUUUAAAAGAUUGUUAAGUAAUAAAGAUGCAUUACCAUGCUUAACAUAUUUUAAUCCAAUCUCACUGCAUUUUAAAAUGAGCAUGAAGCAUUGCAUGUUGCAGUACUAAUUUUGUAGCAGUGCAACUUCAGAUUUUAGUGAGUACAGUUUACACUUAUACUGGAAUACAGUACAAGUGCAGGAAAGAAAAGUAAUUUUUAAGUCUUUGACUCAUAAAUCCAUUGAAAUAAUAUGAUCUGUUGAUCAACAAACUAGUGUUUUUAUACCACUAUGUACUGUUUAUAUUAUUUUCCCCCUGAUAUUAGGAAAUAGAAGUGGAAGAAGUGAUUUUCUGCCAUUUCUUCUAUGAGCUCUCAUCCAACACUUAGCAAUAGUGCUUAUGUGGAUUUAUCUCACAAACAAAUUAGUGAUAUUUUAAAACAUCCGUUUUAAUUUUUUUCUGAUUUAAAAUAAGUACAAGAUUCAAAAUUUUUCUGUGAAGCAAAAGUAAUGAAAAGAGAUGUUAGGGACACCUCAAUGCUUAAUCAUUACAGGAUAAAAUAUCUCUCCUGGCCUGAAACUGAUUUAAAUCUGUGUUAUUUUCUCAAUGUUUAUGCAGCAUUCCUGCAACUGAAGGGAACUGGGGCAUUAUCACUACAGCCUCCUGAGCUGCUUGAGCAAAAAACAGAAUAUCACCCCCAGCUAGCACAUCUGUUUGGGCCCUUUCUUGAACACACUCUCUGCCCCAGGGGGUGUUUUUUGACCUGGAGCAGGAAACUGCACAAGAGAGGGAGAAAAGAUGUGUAGAAAAAGUAAUUUAGCGCAACAGGAUCAGAUCCAUGGCGUGGGCACUGGGGCCCUGUGUCCACACUGUCCUUGCUCCAGGGGUGUCUCCUGGGACAAGGACUGCUCUGGCGGUGAGCUCUGGCUGCCCAGUGGAGCUGGGGCACAGUUUGUGUUCUGGCUUCAUCGGGGGCUGAUCCUGUUGGUUUGGUCCAGGACAGCUCUGUGGUCCAAUCCCAGUGGUGAAAAAGAGGCAUCGAAAUAACAGUCCUAAGCUAGGAUGCAAACAUAGACGUGUGCAGUGAAAGUCAUCCUGAAGAGUGUUUGAAAUUAGGGCAGUUUCUUGAUGUCAGGGAGUGCUGGUUCCAAUCAUUGGUGCAAGGAGUCAGGAAAAGGAUGCCUUCAUGGCAAAUGGAUAGCAUAGCUACAGGGUUGGAGCUCCCAUCAGUUUCUCCUCUAAAUCCAGCCCUUUAUUUUUAAAUUUCCUUUUUGAAAGUGUGGAAUUCAAACUAAAAAACCAAAACAAACCAAGAAACAACCCAAACCAACAAAACAAAUAACCAAGCAAUGUAAUAGCACUUAGGGUAAAAAAAAAAAAAAAAAAAGAACAGAUAUAAGUUGUCUGAUCCUCAUUUAUUUUAUGUUUAUGUCAUUCAUUGCUUAUUUCAUCUUCCUUCAAAUGUUUGAGCGUUUCUAAUUUAGUCUGCCAAAUAAGAUUUAGACUAUGGACUUUCCAACUAGAUCAUUGUCAGUCUAAAUACAAAGAUAUGAAAUACAUCUCUAAAUACAGAGAUGUUCCCAGAGGAAUAUUUUAUUUCUUGAAAGCUCUUGGGUGGAUACUUGAAUUAAUUCUUCUACUGAGGGAAAGGGCUUCAGUUUGAGUUCAAAAGCCUUUUUCCUCAGUUUUACCUGUUUUACUGGGCAAUGGGCACACAUAUUUUCGUAGUAACACUUUGUGGGCAUUUAGAGUUAAUACUGAGGGAAAACACAAGGCAAUGUGGGAGAAGCAGCUACAGUCAUUAAUAAAUACACACAUUUUUUGGUCAAGUUUUACAAGUAUAGUUGUAGUAGUUGUAUUUCACACUCAAAACAGCUCUAUGCCAUUCCUGAGUUGCCCAAUGAGACCAGUAAGAUAGGAUUUAAGAGCUGGAAAUGCUUCUGCUGCAGAAGCAUCAUCAGUGUCUGGUAAAAUACUCACCUAAUUAUACCAUUAGUGGUUACCUGUCUUCAGAUCAGUUAAGCAAUGAAGCACAGGAAAAUAAAUCAUUAACCUUAAUACCAAUGACAUGACUAAAUAGCUUUUAGAUGUCCUAGGUUAUUUUUUAAUACAAUAAAAUGCUGCUAUCAUAAGAGUACAUUACAAUGGGUCUUUCUUGGUUGAACUACUACCACUCAUUGUUUUGCACUUUACUUACAGUUUAAACAAUGAAGGGUUUUAUUAAGAUGACCUAUCAUUGACAAAUUAAUUUAAUUCCCAAACUAGAGAUGCAGAGAAGAACUCUGGAUGAAUGUUGUGUACACUUAAUCUUCCUCCCAACAGCCUUGAUAGGGAGUUUGUUGUUCCAGUUGCACAGAACCUAUAGCAAGGUUAUACACACAAGCUUUCUGAUCCUCCAGUCUAUUAAAAAAGUUCUACCUUCACUUUAUAAACACAAGAUCGAAUUGUGUACAUUAUUUACAGCUGGUAACCAUUAAAUGAAAUGUGAAACUUCUCCGUGAAACAUGCCAUGCAUCAUGCUAGCCUUUAAUUAGUUACAAAGUCUAGCUCUCUUAGAGCUUCAGUGCAGUCUUUCAGCCCUGGCCCUCAGGCCAAUACUGGGACAGUUUUCAAGACUGUAACCUCAAUCUGGCAUGGGCUAUAUCUAUCUUAACAACUCACAUGGGCCAGCACAGGUCUAUAGACCAAAAUAUUUGAUGCUGAUGAGUUGAUGUUCAUAUCACAUGUGGAUCACCUCAGAUUAGCUUGGUCUGCCAGCAAUUGUAACGCUUUGGGUGCAGUCCUGGAGUGCAGCUUCAGCUUCUGUCCUUCCUUGAGAGGAAUCCAGUCCAUGAGCCCUUAGACUGCUCUGUUACAUUAACCAAAGCACAUAAUAAGAAGGGACGGCUGCAAGGUUUACUUCAAAAGUGUGCUCAUGAUAAGGAGUUUGUGUUAACGUGAACUGCCCCCACAAAGUACCGUAUGAUUGUAAAAAGUCAUCAUGGGUGAAUCUUGAGCAGCAGCGUAACUAUGUCUUGUUCAUGUAAAGGUCAGCAAAAAACUGAACCCUGACUUUUUUUCAGAGGCAAUUAAUUAAAAUGCUUACUUAAUUUUGUGCCAAUUAAGUUUUAGGAAAAAAGUAGAAUUGUUUCCUUAUAAAUAUAUAACUUCUUAAUAAAUACAAUUUUUUGCUAAGUAUUUUCCACUUUUAAGUACUUGGCACAGAGUUGAUUGACUUCUUAAGACCAUUUUGACUAUUUGUCAGCAACUCACUGUGGGAAGGGUAGAGGAAGGAAUCAUUAAUGCUGGAGCAUUAGUUAGCACCAGAACAGGCACAAUGAGAAACUAGUCAUGAGCUGGUGGUGUGUGCUCUCAGACCCUGAGCUGCUGUCUGUCUGUCUGUCUGCACCUUCCCAUGUUCCAGUGGUGGACACACCUGGCUUUGAUCACCUACACUGCAGACAUUUACAUCUGAGCCACUUGUUUAGACUCUUUUUAUAGUUAUGGGGACAAAAAGACAUUUCUGAGGCGUGAUUUACGUGUUCUGUUUAGACAUCUAUGAUAAUAUCAGGUGACUCACUGCCUGGAAAGCAGCUAUUUCUUCCCAUUUCUGUAUUUUUCUUUUACACAGUGAACCUAGAGGAAUGUUUUAAAUACAGGAGUUUACAUCUUAGAUGUUUGAGAAUAUCUCCUGAAAAUCUGUGUAUUUUGCCCCAGAAAAGUCACCUCUGAGAACCCAAAAAUGUAUUUACACGAUUCUUACAGAACAGUUUCAAGAGGAAUUGGCUAAUAGGGCAGGCUCACACACCUACUCUGAUGGAUCUGGGCACACAAAGUGACACCAUAAUGUACCAAACAUCACCUUGUGAACUUACAUAUCCACUCAGAGAAUAACUUCAGGCCAGAUGCUGGGCUGGGUAUCUGUCUGCUGCCUGUAUGGACACUGUGUGGAAGCCGUGGCUUUGGGGGAAUUCUCAGAGCCUCAUCAAAAAUGCUCUCCCUGCUGCAGGGGGGUGGGUCUUGCAACAUUUAAACUUACAAUCACAUUUUAAAAAAGGGGAUUUUUUUGUUUCAAGUGAGUCUUCAUUCAUGAUUUUGACAAUUCCUAGAGCUACAAUUCUGCUGCUUCUGCAACAAGCCAUGAAAAGAAAUGGCUAUUCAAAGUAAUGCCUUGAGUUCUAGACAAUGGAUUAAUGAUUUGUUUUCCAGUUGUCUAAUAGGCAGUAUUAAAAGUAGAAUCAAAGUUUAUAACAAGUUUUGAGUAUUUUAUUUUAAUCUAGGGAGUAG